This is a messenger RNA of Ipomoea nil (Japanese morning glory), 1671 nucleotides long. RefSeq names its product vacuole membrane protein KMS1-like. Bases 186 to 1436 code for a protein of 416 amino acids. NCBI's taxonomy places the organism in Eukaryota, Viridiplantae, Streptophyta, Magnoliopsida, Solanales, Convolvulaceae. The transcript has 7 exons. The record is from RefSeq and is a predicted model, not a curated record.
CUUUUAUUCAUCAAUUUCAUCGCUAGCUCUCUGUAAUCCCACUAACCCCCAGUUCUAGACUCAUCGUAUACUCCGCACGAAGCUCAGACAACAUAAAAGAAACACACAUGGAGAGAGGCACAAUGAGAUGACAGCAGAGAUCAGAGCACGUAGAGAAGAAAAGGAAAACAAACGGAGAAUACAAAAUGGCUUCCAAGGAAAACGCUGUUUCUUCAAAUAAUUUGUUAAUUGCAAGUAUGUUUCUUCUCUUUGGCCUCGAAUCAAAGCAUCAACAGGAAUUGCAAAACUUGACUGUUGUGACACAGCCCUUGAAAACAGUGAAGUUUUUCAUUUUGGUUGUACUACAGUACCUGAGGCAGUGGUUCACAUAUCUUUUGUCACAUGCUCGUGCUGUAUGGCUUACACUUUUGAGUGGAAUAGCUGUGUUUGCUGUAUGGGUUACACUUAUGCAGCAUUAUUUAACAGAAGUGUUUGAGUAUGCUCAAUAUGGAUUAUGGUGGGUGGCCCUUGGUGUUGCAUCAUCUAUUGGAUUUGGGUCAGGUUUGCACACAUUUGUUCUGUAUUUAGGUCCUCACAUUGCUUUGUUCACUAUAAAAGCAAUGAAGUGUGGGCGAGUUGACUUAAAAACUGCUCCAUAUGAUACAAUGCAGUUUAACAGAAGCCCUUCAUGGAUGGGCAAGAAUUGUUCAGAGUUUGGACCUCCAUUAUUUUCUCAUUCGGUUCCACUCACCACUAUAUUACAGCAGGUGCAAUUAGAAGCCAUUUUGAGGGGACUUGGGACAGCCCUAGGAGAGAUUCCUUCAUAUUUUGUUUCAAGAGCAGCAAGAAAUUCAAACAUUCAAGUUGAAGAUUUGGAAAUGUCCUCCACUGAAGAAGAUGUUGGAUUUCUAGUUACUCGUAUAAAUAAAAUCAAGCAAUGCUUUCUUUCACAUGCACAAAAUAUGAACCUGCUCACAAUCAUAAUCCUGGCUACAGUGCCUAAUCCGCUAUUUGACAUGGCUGGUGUAAUGUGUGGACAAUUUGGCAUUCCUUUCUGGAAGUUCUUUAUUGCUACUUUGGUUGGAAAGGGUAUCAUUAAAACUUAUAUGCAGGCAGCUUUUGUUAUAUUAGUGUGCAAUAAUCAGCUUCUGGAAUGGAUCGAAAAUGAGUUGAUGUGGGUUGGUAGCUCUGUGCCUGGAGUUGAUUCCAUCCUACCAAAACUCGUAGCCAAGCUUCAUUCCAUGAAGGACCGUUACAUGACAACCAAACUUCAUGCGUCUUCAAAUGUUAAGGUGAGCCAUUGGGAGUACUACUCCCUUGCUUCUGCAUGGAAUGCUGUUGUAUGCAUCAUGAUAUUCAACUUUUUGGCUAAAAUUUUGAAUGCAACUGCACAACGCCAUCUCAAGAAACAGCAAGAGAGGGAAUUGGCUGCUUUGAAGCUCAAGUUGCUUGGGUAAAUUUGAUUGAUAUAUACUAGCAUGUAUGACCAACUUUAGUGUUUGGUAAACAAUAUAAACAGCUUUUUAACUUGGCCUAUUGAUGCCAAUAAGUUAAUUAAAACUGACAAAGAUACUUUGAGUAACUUAUUGAUAUAUAUUAGCUUAUUACAUUUUUGUUUUAAAAGUCUAAUUUACAUUUAAUAUAUAGUUGUUGGUUAUUGUAGUUAGAAGUGAGCAUUUCAGUUCGGGUUAU